CUUAUAGGAUGAAACAAGUUUGUAGCUGACAGCAGGGGCUUGUUUGUUUUUCUGUGCUAUUUCUGUUGCAAUUAUGUCCCCUAGACCUCGAGGCCGGUUGUUGUUGUUGCUUGAGCCCGACUUGUGUCCCUGACUCGGUCGAUCAUGGACACCACCAGGAUUGCUUUCUGCGUUGUUAGCACAAGUUCUGCCGCAAUAUGCAUGCACUCGUCCACCCGCUUCUACAUAUCUGGGUUUUACCCCGCAGUACUAUGCAGAUACUUUGAAUCAGCGACAACAAAAAAGAAGUGAAUACGGGGUAAAGUCUACCGAACACAUUUGAACCAUGAUUGAUGAUGACGGUCGUGAAAGGAUUAGAACGACUGAGUGAUAAGCCUUGUAACAGUACAGCCUGAAGUCAACGCGUGGUUUUAUAGAGGGAGCUUUCGAAUGAAGGCAUCAGAUCCGUUUGAGUAUUGAGGCACUACAUUCCCAACCAGGAAAAAGGCCGCGUGUUGUUUCAAUUGAGAUUUUGCUAGUCAUUUCCGUGUCAUAGGAUAUGGCCUGUGCUGACUUACUGUAUUUAGGCGCUUGCGGUCAGAUGGGCCUUGAUGAUGCGAAAGUGGCAGUAGCUGAGAAGACUGUCACUGGACGUAAGAAUGGCAUGGUCAUUACCAAAUAUCACAUCGAUGAACCAAGACGACGGUUAGUUUGUUGAUAUUUCGGAAAAGCCAUCGAUACCAAGAAAAGGCAAAGUUGUGCGACGCCGGUGGGUAUUCAGAUAUUAUCAGCCCCGUGUUGUGACCUCGGUCCCACACUUUCCCCGCUCUUUCCCUGCGAUGGAUCGUAAGAAUAAGACUGCUUGGUUUAUCGGAAGCUUAUGAUUGGAACGAGUUAUCGGAUCGCAGUCGCGCUAAUAUGUACUUAUCAACCCCUGACAAGGAUAGGCGCUGAAAAACUCUGCCGUGCCAGCGAAAGGACAAACACGUCCCGGGAGACUUCCUUUGGCAGAUUGACAGCUUGGAAGUGUCGCAAAUGAAGAAUGGAAGAAAACAACAUGGCAGACAAUAAUAUGUGAUAACAUUUAGAAC
Molecule: messenger RNA, 1070 nt
Organism: Serpula lacrymans var. lacrymans S7.9
Lineage: Eukaryota; Fungi; Basidiomycota; Agaricomycetes; Boletales; Serpulaceae
Exons: 1
Coding region: 539-697 (52 amino acids)
Source: RefSeq, a predicted model, not a curated record